Molecule: messenger RNA, 975 nt
Organism: Triticum dicoccoides
Lineage: Eukaryota; Viridiplantae; Streptophyta; Magnoliopsida; Poales; Poaceae
Product: trichohyalin-like
Exons: 1
Coding region: 70-726 (218 amino acids)
Source: RefSeq, a predicted model, not a curated record
CAACCAACCAAGCAGCCUCCUUUGUCUCUCUCUGUGGCGGCGGCGGCGGCGGCGGCCGGCGGCGAGGCGAUGAGGGCGGUCACCGGCGCCAUCGUCUCCUCCAAGCCGUGCUCGCUCCUCAAGGCCAAGGUCAUCCUCGACGGAUUCCACAAGAGCUCCGCCUCCAACCUCCCCUCCUCCGACGCAGGCACAUACCUCCGCACCGCCGCCGACGCCGUCGACGAGCUCCGCGAGUUCCGCCGCGACCUACUCAGGGCCCAGCACCAGCACGAGGUCAAGGUCAAGGUGGAUGUGGAGGGGGACCUUGUUCACAGUGAGAGGAAGCGGAGGAACAAGGAAGAGAGGCGUGUCGUCAAGCAGGAGGAGCAACAUGUCCCUUCUUUGAUCCAACUCCAACAGGAGGAGGAGGAGGCGGUGGUGUCCAAAGUAGGGAUCAGUUUGGUUCCCAGGAAGAAGAAGGAGGAGGAGGAGGAGAAAGACAUCGUCAUCAUCAAGCAGGAGGCAGAGGAGGAGGAGGAGGAGCCGGAGCAGCUCAAGAAGAAGCGGAAGCAUGCCGCGCAAGAGUUGGUCCAGGUGAAGAAAGAACAAGUUGAUUUCGUCGAUGCCGAUUUGGGGAGCGACAAGAAGAAGAAGCACAAGAAAAACAAGAGGAGCAGAGAUGGCGACAACGACGCUCAAGAAGAAGAAGGAAAGGUGGAGCAUACCAAGAAGAAGCAGCGCAAGUAGAAGUAAUCUUGGAGGUUAGGCUUUAGAAGAAGAACCCAUACUGCUUGCAAGCAAAUGUGUCAUGAGGAGGAUAUUUUCGAUGAUUGGAACGGUGAGGUUGAUUUAGCUGUCUGUCGCAUGUUAGGCUUUAUUAUUGUACAAUUGAGGCUGUUGUGGCCUUUUAAAGACAGGCCACUCUGCUAGACUCUGUUUUGUGACACCUGAUCAUUAUGCAAUGCCAUUGUCGCAACAGAACUAGUGACCUACUGA